Tilletiaria anomala UBC 951 is the source of this 255-nucleotide messenger RNA. Its product is annotated as Elf1-domain-containing protein. Gene Ontology annotation, biological process: transcription elongation by RNA polymerase II. Lineage: Eukaryota; Fungi; Basidiomycota; Exobasidiomycetes; Georgefischeriales; Tilletiariaceae. Gene Ontology annotation, cellular component: transcription elongation factor complex. The transcript has 4 exons. The record is from RefSeq and is a predicted model, not a curated record. Gene Ontology annotation, molecular function: RNA polymerase II complex binding. Bases 1 to 255 code for a protein of 84 amino acids.
AUGGGCAAGCGGAAAUCGUCGCGGAAGCCGCAAGGAUCCAAGAAGCGGGAGCCUUUGGAGACUCAAUUCACUUGUUUGUUCUGCAACCAUCCGAAAGCGGUGACCUGCAAGAUAGACACUACCGCUCGCAUCGGUUACCUCAAGUGCAAGGUCUGCGGCCAGGAAUGGAGCCAUGAUACUGACGCUCUGAGCGAGCCGAUUGACGUGUACUCUCUAUGGAUCGAUGCAUGUGAAGAAGUCAACAAGGAGAAUUGA